Molecule: messenger RNA, 879 nt
Organism: Botrytis deweyae
Lineage: Eukaryota; Fungi; Ascomycota; Leotiomycetes; Helotiales; Sclerotiniaceae
Exons: 2
Coding region: 1-879 (292 amino acids)
Biological process (GO): peptidyl-lysine dimethylation; peptidyl-lysine monomethylation
Cellular component (GO): cytoplasm
Molecular function (GO): protein-lysine N-methyltransferase activity
Source: RefSeq, a predicted model, not a curated record
AUGACUUCAGAAGCAUCUAAACCAUCACAUCUCGAUCCAUCAGCUCUAGGCACAAAAGAAUAUUGGGAUAAUCUCUAUAAUCGUGAAAUUUCAAACCACGCACUCGAUGCGACGGAUGUAGGAACGAUAUGGUUUGAUGAUUCAUCUGCAGAGGAUAAAGUCGUAGAUUUCUUGAACGGGGAGGUUUUCGAGAAGGAUUUAUUGGGAUUGGGAAAAGGGAGGAGGAGGAAAGAUUUUGGACUGCUGGAUCUAGGGACGGGAAAUGGUCACUUUUUGGUUAGGCUGAGGGAGGGGGAGGAGGAUAGUGAUGAGGACGAGGUGGAGGAAGAGACAGAGGAAGGGAGAGAAAACGAGGCUCCAGGAAAGAAAUGGGUGGGAAGAAUGAUGGGUGUGGAUUAUUCGGAGAGAUCUAUUGAAUUUGCGAAACGAAUUGCGAAGAAUAAAUUAGAGGAAGGGGAGGAAGAGGGAACCGAACAGGGAAACGAAAUCGAAUUUAUCACCUGGGAUAUAAUGAAAGAAGAUCCAUCUCCAAAAGUUCUUAAUGGAGAACAGGUAAAAGGAUGGGAUAUAGUACUUGACAAAGGGACAUUCGAUGCUAUUAGUUUGUCGGAGGAGAUAGAUGCGAAUGGGAAAAGGAUUUUCGAGGGAUAUAAGGAGAAGGUACUGGCAUUAGUGAGAACGGGCGGAGUGGCGGUUGUUACGAGUUGCAAUUGGACAGAGGAGGAAUUAAUUGAGUGGUUUGUUGGAAAGGAAGAGGAUGAGCAGGGAGAAAGGUUCGAGGUACUGAGGAAGAUUGAGUAUAGAAGUUUUAGUUUUGGAGGAGUGAAGGGCCAGACAGUGUGUAGUGUUUGUUUUAGGAAGUGUGGAGGGAGCGAAUAG